Messenger RNA from Carlito syrichta (Philippine tarsier), 4487 nucleotides. It is a transcript of the gene PHACTR4, whose product is annotated as phosphatase and actin regulator 4. Gene Ontology annotation, biological process: neural crest cell migration; actin cytoskeleton organization. The transcript is spliced from 15 exons. The record is from RefSeq and is a predicted model, not a curated record. The coding region runs from base 247 to 2367 and encodes 706 amino acids. Gene Ontology annotation, molecular function: actin binding. Lineage: Eukaryota; Metazoa; Chordata; Mammalia; Primates; Tarsiidae.
UCCCGCUCGCCGCGCUGCCGGCCCCGGCAGGAGACUACAAGUCCCGUGAGCCUCCGCGGCGUCACUUCCUCCCCACUCACUGUCCGGCCCGCUCCCUUUCCCCCUCCCCUAGGGGCCGAGGGCUCCGGCUGCUGCCCGGCGGCCAGCGGGACAGGUAGGAUUUCCGGGGGAAACUGCCGUGGAAUCGGAGGCGGCGGUGGCGACCUGGAAACUAUAUCGCACCUCCCUAAACUGGUUAAAAGUGGCAUGGAAGACCCAUUUGACUUCUCCAGAGAACCCUGGGACAAAGAAGCAGGCCAGCCCACUGCAGACCCAGGCAUGGUCAUGGACAGUGUGGAAGCAGGAGACACAACACCUCCCACCAAAAGGAAGAGCAAGUUUUCAGGCUUUGGCAAGAUCUUCAAACCCUGGAAAUGGAGGAAAAAAAAAAGUAGUGAUAAAUUCAAAGAGACUUCAGAAGUUUUAGAGCGAAAAAUAUCUAUGAGAAAACCAAGAGAAGAGUUGGUUAAGAAAGGGGUUCUAUUGGAAGACUCUGAGCAGGGUGGUGAGGAUCCAGGAAAGUCAAGCCAUGUCAUGUUAAAGAAUGGCCAUACCACCCCUAUAGGGAGUACCAGAUCUUCUAGUCCAGUCCAAGUAGAGGAAGAGCCUGUAAGAAUAGCAAGUCUUUGGAAACCCAUUCCAGAAGAGGAACCAAAGAAGCGCCUUGGCUCAACCGGAAGUCAGCCUAAUUCUGAAGCUGAGUCUGUUCCUGAGAAUGUACCCAAACAGCCUUUAUUUCCUCCCAAAAGACCCUUGUCCUCUUGUCACGAAGCAAGUGAUGGGCAAGCAAAGGAUGCCACUUCCCCUAGCAGCACAGCAAGGCCCAUCUUCUCCACCUCCAGCACUGCAGUACCUGCUGCCACAAACUUAGCAAAGACUGUUAAUUCCUCUGUGACUCCUUUCCCAGCACCCAGGACUCUGCCUGCUGCUCCUGCCAGCACUAACACUACUGCUACCCCUAGCCUCCCUUAUACAGUCCCUGCCAAGCAGCCCCCUGUCCCUCCCCCUAAACCAGCUCACAGAAAUAGCAAUCCUGUCAUUGCUGAACUGUCUCAAGCAAUAAACAGUGGUACAUUGUUAUCAAAACCAUCCCCACCCUUACCACCUAAGAGAGGCAUUCCAUCAACGUUGGUACCCACCCCAGAGUCUGCUGCUGCUCUCACCACAAAAACAUCAGGUGACCAAAGAGAGAAGAACAUGUGCUCUGUGUGCUCUGAACCACCACCGAUGAUCCCACCUCCCUCUCCAUCCCCUCCACUGCCUACUCAUAUACCUCCAGACCCUCCCCGUUCCCCUCAAUUCCCUGCUAAGACUUUUCAAGUUGUUCCAGAAGUUGAAUUCCCACCAUCCUUAGAUCUACCCCAAGAGGUUCCCCAUCAGGAAGAUCAGAAAAAGGAAGCCCCCAAGAGGAUAUUGGACCAGAGUUUUGGGGAGCCCCAUGUACCCUCUAGGCUACCUCCACUCCCAUUGCAUAUUCGAAUCCAGCAGGCCCUGACCAGCCCACUUCCCAUGACUCCUCCCUUGGAGGGCUCUCACAGAGCUCAUUCAUUGCUCUUCGAGAACAGUGACAACUUUUCUGAGGAUAUCAGUACCCUGGGUCGGACCAGGUCACUUCCUGUCACUAUUGAAAUGCUGAAAGUUCCAGACGAUGAAGAAGAGGAGCAAACCUGUCCAUCUACAUUCAGUGAAGAUGUGAUAUCUACCUCAGUCAUUCCUAAACUACCACAGUGUCUGCAGGAGGAAGAAGAAGAGAAGGAAAGCGAUUCUGAUUCAGAGGGUCCCAUCCAGUACCGAGAUGAAGAAGAUGAAGAUGAAAGCCAUCACAGUGCUCUGGCCAACAAAGUGAAGAGGAAAGACACACUGGCAAUGAAGUUGAACCACAGACCCAGUGAACCAGAAUUGAACCUGAAUUCUUGGCCUCGUAAAAGCAAGGAAGAGUGGAAUGAAAUACGGCACCAGAUUGGGAACACACUGAUCCGGCGACUGAGCCAAAGACCAACACCAGAAGAACUAGAACAACGAAAUAUAUUACAGCCUAAAAAUGAGGCUGAUCGUCAGGCAGAAAAACGAGAGAUUAAACGUCGGCUCACUAGAAAGCUCAGCCAAAGACCAACUGUGGCUGAACUACUUGCCAGGAAGAUUCUGAGAUUUAAUGAAUAUGUGGAAGUAACUGAUGCUCAAGAUUAUGACCGGCGAGCUGACAAACCUUGGACCAAACUGACCCCUGCUGACAAGGCUGCCAUAAGAAAAGAACUAAAUGAAUUUAAAAGCUCAGAAAUGGAGGUUCAUGAAGAGAGCAAACAUUUUACACGCUACCAUCGUCCAUGAUGCUGAAGUUUGAGAAGAACUAAGCAACUCCCCAAACACAGCUGCUUUGCCACUUCCAUCUCCAGAGUGUGGAGGGAACUUUAGCACUUCCCAGCACAGCCAGAAUGGCUUCCUUUGGGACCUAGUUCUGGGGUAAACAGCACUUCUAUGAAUGUAGCAUUUCACUGGAAUGGAUUCUCAUGUGCUACCCCUGGGCCCUUACCCCAAGAUGACUGCCUGUACUGAGGCACAGUUUGCACCAUUAGCCUUACCUAUCCUGGUUGUGAGACCCACUUGUGUAGGCACUAAAUUCCAGCCAUCAAAUCCAAUUUGUGGUGGGGACAACCUUCUGGAGGUCUCCAGCCUUCUGGUAAAGGGGUCUCCAACUCCAGGGGCAUCCUUCAUACCAUAUUGGCAUGUCAGAUGAUAGCAUUGCACUAUACCUCUUGUAACACAGCAAUACAGUCCUCUUCAGGUACCCAAGCCUGAGACAAACGUCAGGAUCUGACAUGUUCCUCCUUUUCUUCACAAGUCAUUCUUAUUUUUACUUAAAAUAAUGAUCCUGAAGUAAUGGGAAUUUUUUUCUCCUGUUAAACAAUCUUAGCUGCAACUAGAAUGCAAGUUACUUAAAUGAAAAAGCAUGUAUAUUUUCUAUAUACAAAAACAAGAAAAGCCUUAACAUUAAUGCCAACGUGGCAUAAAACUAACUUGUGGCUUAAAUUUUAUAGGCUGUUGUACUUUUAGUGUUCCAAAUGAUAUUCUAAAUCACUUUGACCAAUAGGUAUAUUCUCCUCCAUAAAGCAGAGUUGUAGCAACCCUGUGGAAGUGUUUGUGAGCUGGCACUCCCCAUACUUCCAGCCAGAAUCUCAGCAAAGUCCUAAGGGAUGAGGGGGUGCUGGAUAGGAAAAGGCCUUUGGAAAUGCAGGGAGGGCACAGUCUUGGUCCACUGCUCCUCUCUCUCUUCUCAGCCCUGUCUGCCCUCUCCUGCUGCAGCUCCCUCCUCGCUCCAACGCUGACCCUCCCUGGCGGCCUCUUGCCCCUCUUCUUCCACAUGUACCUGGUAUGGUUGGUGCCUGGGCAUUGGCUUAGCCCCCUUUCUGUAUUUGUAAUAUAUAUUGAUAUGAUUUCUUUAAACAGAACAUUUUGUUGCUUUCUUUGAAUUUUUAUUGAAAACCAUACAGCCUCACUGUUUCCCUCUAAAUCCUUUCCACACUUUAAGUGGAAGAAAAAAAUAGUCUCUAUUUAACUGAUGAAUGUGACUUUUUUCCUUCGCUUUAAUGUUCAGGAAAUUGUGACUAUCUCAUAGAUUUCUUCUAAUUUUGCAGGUCCCUAUCAUUUGUUCUGCAUGUAAUCUGUCAGUAGAUUUUCCUCCUUUUAUAUCCAUGUCAGCCUUGCUGAAGAAUCAGAACAUCAGGUCAAAACAAAAAAAUCUUAAGUGUCCUUAAAAGGCAGUGUCUUCUCUCUGUGUAGGGAAAAAGGGGGAUUUGGAUUUCUCAGUUAUUGUCAACUGUUUUAUGACUGUGGAAAUUAUACUGUUUCCACGUGUUCUUGAAAUUCAUUAACACUUGGGAGAAAUGAGUGAAGAGAACUGAGGAUUCUACUAAGUCUCUUAGAGGUCUGGAUAUGACAGCCACACAUUAACUACUAACUUGACUACUUCUAACCAUUUUAUCUUGUUCGUUUGGAGACUGCUUCACUCAUGCCAGCAUUCUUUGUGACUUGAGGCGACAUUUUCAAACCCUUCUUUCACUGCAUUUCUUCCCUUUAAUGUGCCAAGCUUGAAACAGGAUUUGAUUUCCUGAGCUACUUGUCCGCCUUCUGUGUGCCACCAAGGAAUUUGGUUCAUCAUUCAUCUCAUUCGUGUUCUUUUGAAACAAGACACUUUGGCAGUCAAGUCUAUUCAAGUGUUUGUUUAGUUUUUAUGUAUUUAAAAAUGGAUUUUGUGUUCCCUUUCCAUGUAAGUGUCAACUUACACAGGAACUCACAAUCAUAAUGUAAAGAGGAAAUAAAAGCCUGGUGUAUUGUAUUUCAAGAUGCUUCCCUGGUGUACAGAAUCUCCUUGUAAAAUAAAUCAUUACAUUGUAUAUCAGUCUUCCCAUCAAUAUUAAUUAUUAAAGUAUUUUAGAAUUUUAAAAUACCAA